AUGGCGCGGCAAAGCGAUCGUUGUGCGAGUGCAAAGGAGCCACGGUACCGAACAGCCGUCAACAUGUCAACACAGUAUGAGCGGCGCACGGCGGUGUCACCUUUCAGAUCGCUUCCGGAGUUGCACCCGCACGAGGUUGAGCUGAGAGUGUCCGUCAAGGACCUGUCUCGAGAUGUGGCUCCGGAGAAGUUCCGAUCCAAAGCCAAGAGCGUGGGGGGUUUCGUUUUCGGGCUCCUGGUCUUCCCCCAGGGCACCAAGAGUGCUCCGGAGCACGCGCGGAAGAACCGGCCAGGGAAAGGGAAGGAAGAGGACCUGGACACAGACAAAGCCAAGGCACGACGGAGGGACACUCAGAAAACGGAGAAGGAGAAGCUGAAAGCAGCCCUUCUGAAGGAGGUCCCAAAAGAGAAGGAGAGGGAUAAGGAAAACGAGAAGGACGGCAACAAGGAUGGCGAUGGGAAGGAGGACAAAAAAGACACGCGCUGGAUUUCCGCGUUCGUGGAAGCACGGCCCAGUGAAGACUACCCUCCUCACUGGUACUUCGAAGAUGUCCAAUUUCUGGUGUCGCUCAUCAACUUCCAGGACUUGAAGAAAUCGAUCGUGAAGCAUGACAAGCACACCUUCUCGCCGGUAGAAUCCUCUGAUGGCAAGGCGAUUGACCGCGGCUGGCACGACUUUGUUCACUGCGAUGAAGCGACGCUGCGCAACAGUGGCUUCGUCGACAAGGACGACACCGUGUGCUUCCGUGCGUCCGUGUACUUGGCUGGGGGAGCGAUGAAGGUGAACUCGAAGACCAAGUCGCGGUACAUGAGCCUCAGCAAAAUCGAUCCCGGCUCCUACGAGCGAGCGCCGCAGUUCCUGAACAGCCUCGUGCAGAUUUGGUACCACCUGGGCUACUUCCGUUCGGCCAUCUACAGCGCCUCGAAUCCCCUCUCGGCGGGAGCCAAGAAGAGCCGGGUGCUGCCGGCUUUGCGGGAGAUCUUCGUGCGCCUCCAGCACCGGACGCUUCCGGCCAGCUGCUCCGUGCUCUGCGCGGCCUUUGGGCGGAAGGGCUGGCAGAAGAUCUGCAAGGCGGAUCCCGACGUCUUCUGUUCGGAGGUCUUCCAGUGCCUGGAGUCGGAGCUCAUGCCCUCGCAGGAGAUGCUCAAGGCCGAGGAGGCGGCCGUGAAGGCCAAAGCGAAAGGCCAGGGCCAGGGCCAAAGCGGCCAAGGCGGCCAAGGCGGCAGUGGCGGCCCGGGCGGCCAAAGCCAAAGCCAAGGAGGCCCAGGCCCAGGCCAAAGCAAGGCCCAAGCCGGCUCCGUUCCGGCCGCCAACGGACACCGCACGGCGGGAAUGGAGGUUCCGGCGGAGAACCGCACGCUCUGGCAGUGCAUCCAGGACAUGUUCACCUUCGAGGUGGAGUGGGCGGCCUCGGCAGUGGAAGGGGACUUCUCGGACAGCUGCUUGCACACGGGGCCCUGCUUCACCCUCGUGGUGCGAGGCUUCGCCAACUUGGAGGAAACCUUGGACCAGUACUUCUCCCCCAAAGUCAUCGAGGAUGGCUCCGGCCUUCGCGUGCGCACGACACGGAAGUUCAAACGGAUGCCAUCGGUCUUGCAGUGGUACUUGAAGCGUGGCGACUACGACUGCUGCACGGGGCUUUCGGGUCUCACAGAGACGUUCAUGCGCUUUCCGCGUCAAAUCGACAUGGGAAAGUAUGCAGAAGGAGGUGCGCUGUACCAUCUUUAUGCGAUCAUGGUCGAAUGUGAUGACCACUACCUGUCUUACAUCCGGCCCGAGAUGGAAGGUGACCGGGGGCAGUGGUACCGCUUCGACGACCGUGAGGCGGGGUCAGCAGUCUGCGGCGUGUCCAAUGCCACAGCCGUGGAUGCUUCCUUCGGCGGCGAAGAGUGGCUCUGCGUGAACUACCUCUACGGCCCUUCUGCUGUGCUGAAGCGGCCGCGAGAAUCCCGGGCCUCGAUGCUGCUUUACCUCAAGGAUAGCGAGCUGCAGCAGCUGCUUCGCGAGCCCAAACUCCCAAAGCUGUGUCCGGAGUUGCAGAUGCCCCUUCAGCGCGGAGAGCACCUGCAGGCGGGUAGCGUGGAGUUGGAGGCUGCGGCGGCUGCAGAAGCCGAGCUGCUGAACGACCUCCAUGUAGAGCAACUGAAGGAGGUGAAGAAGAAGAAGGCAAAGCAGAAAAAGAAGCAGAAAGAGAAGGAAAGGAAGCACCAGGUUCGGCCUGGUGAGGAGCCGGGGGGCUUCGAGCCGGUCCGUGACGAGCGGGAGGAGGACAGCGAGGACGACGAGGAAGCGAUUUCGGAGCCUCCCAUGGAGGCCCCGGAGAAAGAGGUGGACUCCGACGAAGAAGGUUUCGAGGAAGUUCUGCGAGUGGCCCGCGGAAAGAAGCGCGGGAGCAAGAGCCAGAGCAACUGCGGAGCCCUUCUGGCGGGGCAAGGCGAGGCGAGUGGCAGCCGCGCCUCCAGUGCAGGGCGCGCGCCGGCGCCCAGCGAGGAGAAGAACGAGGAGGAGCUCCCUUCGCGGACCCCUUCGGCGCCAGAGCCGGCGGAGGCCUCGGAGCCCUUGGCGGAGGAGCCGCAGGAGCCCGAGCAGGCGCGGAAGAAGAAGGGCAAGCAGAAGAAGAGGAAGGAGAGGGAACGAGAACGAAGACCCCAGGCCGAGGAGAGGACCGAGAGGAGGGACAGCGAGGAGCCAGUGAAAAUCGCAGUGGCGCUGAGCAAGGCUCCCCAGGCGCCGGCGAAGACUUUGGAAGAGGCUCGAGUGUGGGACUCCAAAGAAGGCCCUGCAGGACUUGAUCAAAGCUUCACGUCCUGCACGAGAUCUUCGGCGAGAUCUUCAAGCAGUACGCGAGGAGAGUCGGUGGAGGUGAACGGAGACGGCGGUGAUGGGCCACUCUCGGCGAGGGAGCUCGGCCAAAGCCCGGCGAGGGAGCUCGCCAGGGUGGCGGCCACGCCUCCGCCGAACACCGCGGUUCCUUCCAGAGAGCCGAACAAUCGGCGUCCCACGGAGACGUCGAGCCCCGGGAGCAUUUCCACGGGCCUCUUCCAGGCAGACCGCCAGUGGGAGGCCCUGGAGGGUGGCACAUUGGCGGUUCAGCGUGGCACCUGCGUUUGGGUGCUGCAGCUGGAUCCCAACAGCGACUGGGCCCUAGGGCAAGUUUUCAAGGACUGGUCGAUGCAGAGCGACGCUGGCUGGGUCCCUCGCUGCGUGCUGACGCUGGCGCUCUUCCGGGUGUACAGUCCCUACGACUCCUCGGAGCAUGCGGAGGUCCAAGCUUUGGCCUUGAAGCCCGGCGACCUCGUGACAGUGCAAAGCUUCGGCAACGGCUGGAGCUACGGCAACCGCGUGGGGCGGGGGCCCCGGAGCCGAGAGACAAGGGCGCAGGCCGCAGGGUGCAUGCGGAGCCCGCAGAGGACCCAGCUCGAGGAGUGCUUCGGGGAGUUCGGGGAAGUCCUCGAAGUCUUCAUCAUCGCCUCCCAGGUGCGACCUGCGCAUCGUGCGGGCCUCGGGGUGGCCAGCAUUCGGAGGAUCCAGGCGGCUGAGGAGGCAAUCACGGAGCUCCACGAGCAGCGAGUGCUGAUCCCGGAGCAGGCAGACUUGGGGCCGAUGCAGGUCGCGUUCGCCAAGGGUGAGGCGAUCCGCCUCGGUCUUGACGAGAAGGAGGAGAUUUUGCCAAGCUUCAAAGAAGCACGACAAAAGGUGGUGGAGCACCAGGAGAAGAAGCACUUCUUCGAGAAGAUGCAGAAGCAGCAAGAGGAGCAGGCCAAGAUUGUGGAGUAUCAGCAUGCGUUGAUGAUGCAACACCAGGCCAUGCUGCAGCAGAUUCAGGAGAAGCCUCGGGAGGAUCUCGUCACCAUCGUAAAGGAUGGCCAAAGAAAUGGCGGUCAGCCUUUCAAGCAGAGGUGGUGGAGCUUCUGCGAUGCCGGAUGGUCGGGCUGCCGGGACUACGACCCCAACCACCACGGCAAGGAGGCCUUAGCCCACUUCGUCUCUGCUUGGAGUCGCCAGCACCGAGUACGGCCCUGGCUCUCAGCACUCUCAGCUCUCUUCUCGAGCUGUGGAGCUGUCGGGCUCAGAGGUCACGAGCAGUGGUUCAAGUCUCGAUUCCCAAAGCUUCCAGCUCUGCCUGAGAAGCCGAAGGGAAUGCCAGAGCCAGGAAGGGGUGGAGGGAAGAGCUGGAAGGAAGAUUCAGUGACAGUCGGAGUGGCCAGGAUCUCCGGGCCUGAUGCCGUCCUCGUCCCAGCUACGGGUCUCCACCAAAUCUUAGAGAAGUGGCACGAGCUCCGCCACAUCCUGGAGGGCCCCCGCACGGGCCCCCGCACGGGCCCCCGCACGGGCCACCCGGAAGCGGCUUGGGUCCCCGCCCUCCCAUGGCAAUGGGAGGCCCGGGCCCAAUCCCUCCUGGCCCUCCGGGACUGCCACCGCAUCUGCCACCGCAUCUCGGGCCGCCGCCGGGAAUGCCACUGCCCGGAAUGCCGGGCUCUCAAAUUCUCCAACCUAAAGGACCCUCAGCCUCAGCUCAGAGCAGAACUUGGACUCUCCAAGGCCCGGACCCUUCGGACCGCCGCCCGGCGUGCCGCUCCUGCCAGGGCGGGGGCCUUCCUGUACGUGCACACACGUCGCUCUUUGCUGUUUUAUCGGGAGGAUGCCGCCGCCCUUCCCGCUGAUGCAUCCUCCCCCAGGUCCGUCCAUGCACAAUCAUGA
Symbiodinium sp. CCMP2456 is the source of this 4701-nucleotide messenger RNA. NCBI's taxonomy places the organism in Eukaryota, Dinophyceae, Suessiales, Symbiodiniaceae. The record is from the annotation of a GenBank genome assembly.